CCUCCGGCUAAUACAUAUACAUUUCUCGAACCUUUUCAUUUCACCGCUUUCAGCUCAAAACCCUUUCUUCUUCUUCAUCUUCCAUUUUCCAAUUUUCUCUGAAGAAGCAAUGUCGAAGGGUCCAGGUCUCUACUCUGACAUCGGCAAAAAAGCCAGAGAUCUUCUGUUCAAGGAUUACAACACUGACCAGAAGUUCACUCUCACUACUUAUUCACCAAAUGGAGUUGCUAUAACCACCUCAAGUACCAAAAAGGGUGAGGUUUUUGUUGCUGAUGUUAACACGCAGUUGAAGCACAAGAAUGUCACUACUGAUGUCAAAGUGGACACAGCUUCUAAUCUCUUCACAACAAUCACUGUUACUGAGGCAGCUCCUGGCCUCAAGACUAUUCUUAGCUUCAGAGUUCCUGAACAAAGGUCUGGAAAGGUGGAAGUUCAGUACUUGCAUGACUAUGCAGGAGUUUCCGCUAGUGUUGGUCUGACAGCAAACCCAAUUGUCAACCUCUCUGGUGUUAUUGGAACUAAUGUAGUUGCUCUCGGCCAUGAUCUUUGUUACGACACAAAAACUGGUGAAUUAACUAAGUUUAACGCUGGUUUGAACUUCACCAAAGACGAUUUGGUUGCUUCACUGGUUCUGAAUGAAAAAGCUGAUGUCCUGAAUGCUUCAUACUACCAUGUAGUCAACCCUUUUACCAAAACAGCUGUUGGUGCUGAGGUAGCUCACCGAUUCUCGACAAAAGAGAACACACUCACACUCGGCACUCAGCAUGCGUUAGAUCCUUUGACCACAGUCAAAGCUCGAUUCAACAACUUCGGAAAGGCAAGCGCUCUUAUCCAGCAUGAGUGGCGUCCAAAAUCAUUGUUGACCAUUUCUGCUGAGGUGGACACCAAGGCAAUUGAGAAGAGUGCAAAGGUUGGAUUAUCUUUGGCUCUCAAACCUUGAGAGGAAUUUUGAGUCCUUUUAAUUGAGGUAGGCAUUGUUAGCAAAAAGCACAUAAUUUUCUCUCAAGACUGAAUUUGGCGUUUUUUGAGACACAAUUGUUGUUAAUUCAUGUUGUUUUGAUGAUUGCAUUUUAAGCAAUACAGCGGUUGUAUAAAUAAGUAACAUAGUCUUUCUAUAAACAAAAAUGUUACUCUUAAAUCUUCAUAAUCUUUUGGCAUAUAAUCUUUGGUUGCUCUGA
This is a messenger RNA of Vicia villosa (hairy vetch), 1178 nucleotides long. RefSeq names its product outer plastidial membrane protein porin-like. Gene Ontology annotation, molecular function: voltage-gated monoatomic anion channel activity. The record is from RefSeq and is a predicted model, not a curated record. The transcript is spliced from 6 exons. Gene Ontology annotation, cellular component: mitochondrial outer membrane. Gene Ontology annotation, biological process: monoatomic anion transmembrane transport. The coding region runs from base 110 to 940 and encodes 276 amino acids. NCBI's taxonomy places the organism in Eukaryota, Viridiplantae, Streptophyta, Magnoliopsida, Fabales, Fabaceae.